UCAAUUACGUCAUUUUCAUCAUGAUGGAAAAUUUAUAGCUAAAAGUCAAAACAAAGAGCAAGAAUAUUUUAAAUCGCACUUAAUAAUGGAUCGGUAUUCACCGUAAAAUUAUAACUAUUGUAAACUGGUGCAAAGUAAAACAAAAAAUUGUAAGAAACCUUGCGGUAAAUAUGGCAUCAAAACACUUGGGUAUUAUAAAAGAAGUGGAAAGUUUUGAAGUGCUUCCAGAAGCGGUAACAUUGCCUGAUGAAACUGAUCAAAAUGUUGAGACUGCGGUCGAAGCUAUGAUGACAGUGUCUCCAGUACAAAUACAACAGGAAUAUUAUGAAAAUUUGGGUGAUUGCGAUUGGGUCAAAUACGAAAAAAGUAAUAGAAACUAUUUGCUUCAAAAUGUGGCAUUUGCACUGUUUGGAGGACCAAGCACUGAAGGAGAGUUAUCUGAGGUCAUCGGAGACCAGCAUGCACACCUUGAAGGAUACACUAGCAGGCAGAAAGAACAAGUUAUGAGAGUCUAUGAAAAAUUGUGUGAACAAAGUAAAUAUUCAUACAACGAUGACGACAUUGUUAUGUCUGUGCUUCUGGUGGUGUGUGCUAAGCCUAAACCUCUGAAAUUUUAUGAGAUUCAACCCGCAAACUAUUGGUUGGACCUCCAUGAGAGAACCGAUAGUGACAUAUGGUGUACCGCCGUGUUCAGAGUCCGGAAAUGUAUACCUACUACUGUUGGAAUGAAAUCAUGCCGCGUAUACAUAGAUGAGAAUGCAAGGGUUUAUCACGACUGGGAAUCUUAUUUGACAAACAAUACUUUGCCAAAAUGUGUUAUCAUUGUACCCGAAAAUGGAGAAUAUACUGGAACACUUCUAGAGGGAGAAGAUACAUUUGCUGUAAAGUUGACGGUAGCACCUUCACCAACAUUGGGUAUUAAGGCUCGAGUCCUCAGUUCUGUGGACACGGCCAGUACAGUGGCGUCUAUCGGCGCUAUUGGAGUGAUCGGUGUAGCAGCCUUCACGCCAGUAGCCCCCGUAGUACUCGCCGGCGCCGCAGUCGCUACUGUCGCCACUGGCGUUUAUGGUCUUGUACGCUCUUCCCUACAUCUGCGCGACAGAAGCGCUCAUGAACAAACGAUAAGUCCUACGGACGCGGAGGCGCGCGGUAGUUGGCUGAAUAUAGCGGCGUCGAGCGUUGGCCUGGCCGCGGGCGCCGCUAGCUCUCUGCUGUCGCGUUCCGCCGCCGCCGGGACUAAUAUGACCAAGACGGGACAAGCGCUGGCCGUGUCAGUAGAAGUGCUGCGUCACGCGAACAUAGUUACCGGUGGGGCUGGAGUUGUCAACAGCUUGCUGCAUAUCGUACUGAAGUAUCGCAAGCAUGGAGAGAAACCGACGAAGCUGGAACUCUUCCAGUUCGCGUCUGCAACGUUAUUCUUCUGUCACGCUGUGGUGUCUAACCGCACUGCUCAGAGUAUCAUCGAAGAUGCCCAGGCUAAAACUAUCAACGAAUACCGAGCCACGCUUAGGAGCAAUAGGCACAGGAAAAUGUUCGACAAAAUCAGCGCUGAAUCUAGAAGAAUACAAGGCGCCGUACAAGGCAACACAGAAGUCAUAAAAGGCAUACAGAACAUCUUCGACAAGGACCAGUACUUCGCUGAUGUACUCAGAAUAAACAAAGAUGUCAACCAACACAAGCUCAGAAUAUCCAUGACGUCUGACGGCCAAGUCAACUUGAACUCUCAACACAAAUUCAAUCCUUCAGAGUUGUACAACCUGGGUAAGGAAGGUAGGGCUCAACUGUUCAGUUCUCUGGGACCUGCUUCACUGAAUACCAACAACGUGCCUACACGGGUAGUUCCAUCGACUAACGCGGUCACAGGCUAUGUUGAAGGCGAAGAAGAAGGCACUCUAGUAGGAAUCCACCCCGGAGAAAUACUAAGAAUCGGUUCUCUACUCGUUCGGGUUAGUGCUUCAGGCGCGGAGAACGUAGCUCUCAUGCUAGAAAACCUUAGUCAAGACGUCUACGCCAACCUGAUGACAAUAGCCUUCAAUGUCUUAUCCAAACUUGUCCCAGAGGAAAUCGCCAGACUCAGACUACUGAGCCCUGAAGAAGACUUGAUAGUCCAAAUUGUUAAAUUCGUAUUCAAUUAUAUGAAACACCAAAGACCGCUCGGUGACCCGAGCAGAGAAAACGACAAUGGUAUUAUUAUAGUCUUAAAAGAAUUCUUCCAAGAAGGCGUUGUGCGCCAAGAAACAAUAUUGUUUUUGAAAGAUCGUCUGCUCUGCUGGAUCGAUAGUGAAAUGGAACAAAGGAGAUUGGAAUUCCCGAAUAAAAAGUCAAUAGUUUGUGAAAGUUGUAGAGGUAUCAGAUAUGUCUAGUAGAUAUAUUUUUUAUUCUACAUAAAUUCACAUAAUAUACAUUGUUAUUGUUUAUCAUCGGUUAUUGGUAUGGGCUUUGUUGAAAUAAUUACUAGUGUAGUUUAAUCUGCAGCGUCACUGGGGCUUUGAUAAGCACUAUAAUGUAGGGAAAAGGUAUCACAAUUAGGUAGUAAUACUUACAUGCAGUACUCAAUGCUCACUGAGGCACUGGGCACUCGAAGUAAAAUGCCGAAAAUAGCUACCAGUUAACAUUGUUGCUUGUAAGUUAAAGUCUUCCUUAUGAAAAAAUCUCGUCAUUAAUCUCCAUUUGCUUAAUUGGCUCAUAGAACGUUAGUAACAAAUUAAAUUAUAUCGAGAAAAGAAAGAAUUUUCUUUAAAAAAAUGUGAAUGCAACAUCGAUUCUAAAGCCUUAACAUUAAGGUACAAAUCACCAAAUUAGUCUGCAAAGAUUGUAACAGAAACAUAUCAAAAAUGUCCAAAUAUUUAUCUAUUCUAUAGUAUUGGAUAAUGAGGCUUUUUGGAACUAUAUUUAUAAAUAUUCUAUGAUAUUAAUAUUCCUAUAAUAUUUGAAAUAUUUAUAAUAAUAUACACAUGUGAUAGAAAUAAGCACUGUGAUAACGAAUAACUGAUUAUUUUGUAGGUUUUAAUAAUAUUGCACAAGGAACAGUGCCUUCUAACAUGUACCUGUAGAAAAUGUUAGAUAUUUGCAUACUAUCAGUAGACCUAUUAUGUAAUUAGUAUUAUAUUAGAUAAUAUAUUUAAUAUCCUGUAUAUGCUUUGUUAUAAGUAAUAAAUAUAUCUCAUCUCUUGUUUGUGUA
Messenger RNA from Spodoptera frugiperda (fall armyworm), 3181 nucleotides. RefSeq lists its product as uncharacterized. The transcript has 10 exons. Lineage: Eukaryota; Metazoa; Arthropoda; Insecta; Lepidoptera; Noctuidae. The coding region runs from base 171 to 2363 and encodes 730 amino acids. The record is from RefSeq and is a predicted model, not a curated record.